Arachis duranensis is the source of this 1732-nucleotide messenger RNA. RefSeq lists its product as uncharacterized. The record is from RefSeq and is a predicted model, not a curated record. Lineage: Eukaryota; Viridiplantae; Streptophyta; Magnoliopsida; Fabales; Fabaceae. The transcript has a single exon. Bases 164 to 1525 code for a protein of 453 amino acids. Gene Ontology annotation, molecular function: protein binding.
CCACUUCUCUCAACACUGCCGUCACGCCGUUUUUCUUUUCAUUUUCACCUCACUUCUCACAACACCAACCACGCUCCAGACUCCACUCUCCCAUUCCUCAAUUCCCUAAUUUCGAUGGCCUCCUCCAAACCCUAAUUCCCCAAAUUCCACCCGCAAUUCCGCCAUGGACAACAACACUACCGCCAACGGCACCAACAAUUUCAACGUCGCCGAUUCUCGUGACUCAUCGCCGCGCUCUCGGGACGCUGACAACAACGGCAACCACUACAACAACAGCAAUAACUCCUUCAUCGAUGAACCGCCUCCGCCAUCCUCCGCCGCUACAACCGCCAAGGUGAAAUUCAUGUGCAGCUACGGCGGAAGGAUCCAGCCCCGCCCUCACGAUAACCAGCUCACCUACAUCGGCGGCGACACCAAGAUCGUCGCUGUCGAUCGCCACGUCAAAUUCUCUGCCCUCGUCUCCAAGCUCUGCUCCAUCGCUAACGCCGAUGUCUGCUUCAAGUACCAGCUUCCUGGCGAGGACCUCGACGCCCUCAUUUCCGUCACCAAUGACGAAGACCUCGACCACAUGAUGGUCGAGUACGAUCGCCUGUGCCGCUCCUCACCUAGACCCGCACGCCUGAGGCUCAUCCUCUUUCCUCUCCCCAACACCACCACCAGCACCACCACAACCAUCACAACCACAACCGCAACCACCACCAACAAUGCGCCUCUUCCUCCUCACCCUUCAGUUCUUACCAAACCCGAGCGUCAGUGGUUCGUGGACGCUCUCAACUCCGUUCGGAUUCCAGAACCUUCUUCUUCCUCGUCUCCUACGCAACUGCCUCAUCCAUCUUUCGCGGCAUUGAAUCCGGAUUUUCUGUUCGGAUUAGAUAAUCAUAAACCACAUCACGCGAUUUCAAUGGAUCCCGCACCUUCCGCUCCAACCGUUCCGGAUUUCUCUAUUGGAUCCUCGGAAAACGCGCCAGAAGCAGUUGGAGAAACUGAAUUCGUUAGGCACGUGCAGGAGAUGCAGAGGCUUCACCUCCGGAACAACAACACGACCAGUGACCAACCACCACAGCCUCAACGUAAAAGCACCGAAGAGAACGGCGUUGAGUAUUACGCUCAGAAGAAUCAAGAGAAACCGCCUAAUUCAGGACCGGUUCACGGAAAUGGACCGGUUCCCGUUCCGGUUCAUGGCUCGUUUUUGCACAACCCGGUUGGUCAUGGUGGCGGUUACUCUUUGCCGGUUUCUGGAACCGGAGUUGAACCGGCUCCGGUUUAUAUCAUUCAGACGCCUUCUGGAGUCUACCAGGCAAUAACACCGGUGGCCGGACCGGUUGGUCCCGGUCCGGUUUAUCUGAUUCAGAAGACGCCGGCGUCGGUUUCACAUGCACCGACGCCAGUGUCGCAUGCACCGGCGCAGAAUGGUGGUUACGGCGGUUCCGAGGUUGGUUCGGCUGCGGAGCGAGGCUACUCGCAGGUUGCAUAUGCGGUACGACCGCAGGCGGCAGCGGCUCCCAGCGGUGACGGGUGGAACUGAGAAGAACUGUGAUUUGUUCGUAUGCUGUGUUGUGUGAUAGUUUGAUACAAGUCGAUAUUUGGUUCCUUCGUUUCGUGGCGCAACGCUUUCGCUUAGUUUUGGUGUUUCAAUUUUUUUUUCCUUGUUAAAUUUGGGGUUAUUGUCAUGGAUAUUAUUGUUUCUUGUGCAUAUUAAAAAAAUGGAUUUGGAGAUUUGUUAAGAGUGUAA